UGUGCCUUCACCGAUGUAGGGACUUCAUUGUAAGGGCUGGAUAUAAAAGUGGAGCACCCGCAGCUGUCUGCACUGUCAGUCCAAAGUCCUCAGCCUUUAGACACCACCAACCAUGAAUUCCCUGUGCGUAGUCGUGGUAGCUGCAGUGGUGGCCGUCUGUCUCGCAGACCCUGAGCCCGGUCAAUUUGGCGGCCAAGGUUUCGGUGGAGGUUUUGGUGGCCAACAGCGAGGGGCGCCCUAUGGAGCCGGAACUUGGGCGGGCAACGGCGGAAGACAGGGUCGCUCUCAGGGAGGCUUUGGAGGACAAGGUGGCUUUGGAGGACAGGGUGGUUUUGGAGGACAAGGAGGCUAUGGAGGACAAGGAGGUCACGGUGGACAAGGACAAGGAUUUGGUGGCCAAGGAAGGGGAUUCGGCCAGCAGAGAGGAGCACCAUACGGAGCUGGCACUUUUGCGGACAGGGGAUAGAAGCAGAAAAACAUCUGGAAUUAUUGGAACCGACAUCCUUUGCUAUAAUACUUACUUCAAAUUUGUACACAAUUAAAUUACUUAUAAACUAUACUGUAAACUUAAAGAUUUUUUUGUACUACUUACAGCUCAUUAAAAACAACAUUUUC
Homalodisca vitripennis (glassy-winged sharpshooter) is the source of this 615-nucleotide messenger RNA. Its product is annotated as protein FAM98B-like. The transcript is spliced from 2 exons. The coding region runs from base 113 to 466 and encodes 117 amino acids. The record is from RefSeq and is a predicted model, not a curated record. NCBI's taxonomy places the organism in Eukaryota, Metazoa, Arthropoda, Insecta, Hemiptera, Cicadellidae.